Molecule: messenger RNA, 3988 nt
Organism: Trichobilharzia regenti
Lineage: Eukaryota; Metazoa; Platyhelminthes; Trematoda; Strigeidida; Schistosomatidae
Source: the annotation of a GenBank genome assembly
AUGUCCACCAAUCCUAUUGUUCUUGCCCGUGGACACACUGAAGCAGUCACAACUUUGUCACUUUCUGAUCAUCUGCUGGCAUCUGGAAGUGCGGAUGGCAAUACCUAUUUCUGGUCUCUGGAUCAAAGUCCUUGUCCUGUUCUCCAGGCUCCAAGAUAUGGUCACUGUUCUAGUAUCAAAUUUAGUGUCAAACAAGAAAAUAUACUCUACGGGGCGUAUAGCCAAGAAAUUAUCUCGUGGGAUAUACGCAACUUAAGACAGCUAUUCGAUAUUUGGAAAGUUAAUGAAGGGAGAGUAAAUUCGAUUGACGUAUCUGAGACUGAAGACCGGCUGGCGUCAGCAGAUGAUACUGGUACAGUACAGAUUAUUGAUCUGAGUAAUGGUUCGCUUGUUCGUACUCUCAAGAAACAUGAUAACAGCGUGUCUUCAGUUAAGUUCCGACCGGGUCGUCCCUGGCAGCUGGUGAGCGGUGGUGUCGACUGUAAAGUUGUCGUAUCCGACUGGCGGGGAUCAGGCUUGGCGGUUAAUAUUUUUGAGCUGAGUGAAAUUGCUGACUACUCUGGCUCAGACUCAAACAAUGUUGAGGCUGACUAUUCUUAUAUAGACAGUAUAGAUGAUGAAUCCUUGAAUGUACUCCUCCGUUCCAACUCCACCAUGAACUUUGACGGGGGUAAUACCAGAACGAAUGACCGCAUUCGAGAUCGGUUCGCCGAGCAGAUUGCCCGGUUGUUUCUUAUCCCUACGCCAGUGUCAUUCAGUCGGGAUCGCCAGCGUCGUAACAUAUCAGUCAGACGUCCUUGCAUCAACUCAGUUUCCUGCUCGAUGUCCGGUGACAUCGUUGCUGCCUCACUUGAUAGCAAGACCAUUGAAUUGUUUUCCGGUUAUGGUAAAAAGUUGAUGCAUUAUGAAUCAUUGUAUGGUCACGAUGGUAGAGCAUCAACUGUACACUUUAUAAAUGUAUGUUUUCUAAUAUUUUUGUUUCCCUUGUUGUUACAAAGGUAGUAACGUAUGUAGGUGUUUUUCUUAAUCUCAAUUUAUACGGUCUAAUGUUUCACGACGCAUAAAAACUGCAAUGCAGCUAUUAUAAUGCUCGCUUACAUCAGAAUACUCAACUUACUCCAUCUCUGGUGGGUACGUGUUGUCCACCUGUCGAUGAGAGGAUGUGUGUACUGUCGAGCAGUUUGUUGUGUGUUGCUUUAUGACUGUGUAUCAUGGCUGUUGAGAGUGGAGAAAGUGAAGUGGAUAGUUGUCUUCCGCCAUAAGCGAUUGCAUCCUAUCUCAUACUUCAAGUGCAGGGUUUAAUGCUUAAAGCAGAAAAUAGUAGUGGCUGUGGGUUAAGAGUGGAACAUAGGGCUUCAACAGCACAUCUUCAUUCUGCCAUGCACACUGCUGUUUUUUAUCUGGCUCCACGAUUGCCCAUGAAUUUCUAUUUCUUCCCCACAUGAUUACCACUGUAUUAACCUCAGAAGUCCAACUUUUCCUUCUCCAUUUUAGUUCCACUCAAGGACCUAGUAUGUAACGUCACUCAGCGGUGCGCCCAACUUAUGUGUAUCCAAUCAACUUCAUAUUUGUUAGUUAUUUAUCCUUUAUGUGACUAUAUGAUCUUCACUAUCGAGCGAAGGAGGUAACUGUUAGUGAUAGCCUGCAGUGUGUUAGGAAUGCCUUCAGUGGUUAACCCAUUCUGUUGAACAUACAAAAAAUUUCGGGUCGCGUUAGUUAUCGUGAGUGGCGUUAAUCCCUGUACUGAUUUCGGAGUGUGAACACCUGUCGUGCAUUCACGAUCCUAGCUUUGAGAUUCUCAUGUUGUUGUUGACACGAUGCUGCCUAGAUAAAUAAGAAGUGACUUCCUAAAUAUGUCUUCUACCAAUGGAGACCAAUGCCUGUUGUUUGCUGGUUAUCAGCAACACUCCUUACCACUUUUUGUUCACUUGAAGUUGUCUCAUCACUUCCUGCUCUCUCAACUUGUUGAGUUUCGUCUGUGGAUUGUCGAGUUUUGUGACAGUAGACAUGACAUAUCUACAAGGUCCGGGUCUCCCUGAAUCCUUUUAUCAGUCUGAUGUUUCAUGUCUCUCAGUGUCUUCUUGUUGACGCGAUGUAUGCGCGUCUUCUCUCUCUCCUCAUGUUCUAUUCCAUAAUCUAAUUCACUUCAAACAGGAAUAUAAUCAGUGGUAAAAGGCAGUCUUAUUGUAUUCCUGUCUUCACUUCCAAUACUUUGAUGAGCUUUCCUUUGUGAAUCAUUUGACAUGUUGCAUCAUCAUAUCUCCAUUGCUGUUGAAUGAGGCUAAUGAAGGUUUGGGUGAAGCAGUUUCCAAAUCAAUUCAUGCUCAACACUGUGUAGGAUCUUUCCAAAUUCGAUGAAGUUAAGGUGGAGAGUUGAGUGAUGUGCUCUCUUCCAUGCUGAUGCUUUUACUGAAUUCAGCUUGUUGCGAGUGAGAAUUUCUCACUCUGGGCAUCUUUUAGUUUCUACACGAUGAUGCGGUUAAAUAUUUUUGUAGUUGAUAGUAGUAUAAUUCUGCACCAGUUCAAAUCAAAACUUGCUGUCAGUUCAUGUAGUGUUUGGCAGUUGGGUUGAGCUAGCCACAUAGGAAGAUGAAGAUUGUAUCUCUAAGAUUUCCGAACCGAGACUGAAAAUUCAACAUGGAGCAAGGUCGUUUUUCAAAUGGCCUGGAUGCAUUGUCUCCUUCAUAUGGUUUACCAGACUUUCUUAUACUUGACCCUAUGAAAUAGGAUCACCUGAAUCAAUAACUCACUAUUCGUGUGUAGAUUUCUAUAAUCAUCUGAUUUAACAAUUGAAGAAAGGUGUUCAUAUGCAUCGAAUACUCUUCGUGAACACCACCACUACAAUUAUCUCUUUUUUAAACGUCUCUUAACUCUCUUUUCUUGCUCUGUACGCUACAUGGAGGGAGUGUGGCAAAUAGAACUUCUGUGCAAAGCUCUAUGUUGAAACCAGUCAGUCAGUCGAAACCAACUGAAAACGUUUAGAAUUUAGUUGGUGGAAUCCAGGAUGCACAUUUCGCCCUGUUAGGACUCGUCACCUGGAUGUGCAUGCCCAGACGUCGUCGAAGCAUCUGCACAAGAAGCCGACAUGUCAACCUGAGGCGGAGCAAUUCGGUCCAAUCAAUCGACGAGAAAAUCUAAAAUUCAAUUGAACAACUGGAUAAGUGUACAGGAAACAUUACUAGUCAGUGGUUCAUGUGAUGAAAAUAUUUUUGUAUGGAAUAUUGAGUCAGAAGCUUAUGGCCAAGCUACAUAUCACGGUGAAGAAGUGAGCGCUUUUGAGGGUAGACGGCUUGAUCGUCUUAUCGUCGCGGAUUCCUCUCCUGUAAUUAAAGUGAGUUGCACAAUAUAUAUAAAAGUGGUUAUAGUUUUGCACUUUGUUUGAAUUGAACCCCCGUUAUACAUCCUAGUUUACUAGCCAAACUUGUUCUUCUGUAUAUUCAUUCACCUCACGUGUAGGCUAAUGCAUAACAGAGCUGAACUACACCGACUCCUAGCUGAAAGAUAAGCAAUGGAAUGGCUGGGUGUGUUGACCAGUUCACUAAUUUGGGAAGUUGCAUCAGCCUUAAUUGAUUGCCUGAUUGUGGUAAUGUAAUUACAGUAAUGUAAACAUUAUUGUAUAACACUGUGAGACUUUAUCAAAAAAAAUUUACCCGUAAUGGAUGAGACAUGGUCGUUGAAAGUGGAAAAAUUGAGUAGGCUUUCUGUAUUCGACCAAAGGAAGUUUGUGGGUAUAAUAUAGUGAAUAAUAUUAAAACCAAGGGUUGUAGAUUGUUAGGUGAGGACAGUAAAUUAUUCGAUGAAGUUGUAUGGGUGAAUUGAUUAAGAUGGUUAGGACACGUGUUACACAUACUAUUUCAAGCCAUCCCUCGACAAGCAGUUUUAGCUAAGAUACGAUUAGGCUGAAAGAGAGUUAGGGAUGUUCAGAACAAAACGUGUCAUCAAUUCACUAUGACUUUGGCAGUUGAUAAGAGCCAUACUGGGAGGCAUA